AUGACCUCUCUCUGUAGCCGCAGCGUUCACAUCUUUUGUCAUGUGGAGGGCUGCACGGACUGGUCGGUGGACUACAAAAAGUACCAGGCACUGCUUGGAGAGCCGGUGCGGAUCCGCUGCGCCCUGUUCUACGGCUACAUCCGAGCUAACUACAGCCUGGCCCAGAGCGCGGGCCUCAGCCUCAUGUGGUACAAGAGCACUGGACACGGGGACUUCGAGGAGCCCAUCAGCUUUGACGGGACGCGCAUGAGCAAAGAGGAGGACGCAAUCUGGUUCAGACCGGCCGAACUGGAGGACGUGGGCUACUACUCUUGUGUGCUGAGAAACUCCACAUACUGCAUGAAGGUGUCCAUGUCCCUAAACGUGGCGGAGAACGACACGGACGUCUGCUACAACUCCAAGAUGAGGUCGUACGAAAAGGCAGAGCUGAGCAAGAGCAAGAACAUCUCCUGCCCGGGGAUCGAAGAGUACAUCCAGGCCGGAACUGAACCAGACAUCACCUGGUACAAGGAGUGUAAGCCACAGCAGUGGAGAGCCAGCAUUGAGACCAAGGACAGUCUGUACAUCAGGGAGGUGCGAGAGGAGGACACCGGGAACUACACAUGUGAACUCACUCUGGGGGCCUUCGUGGUGCGCAAAACCACCCAGCUCUCCGUCACCGGUAAGUCCACAGCGAUACGCCUACUUCUGCUGCAUCAGCUGGUAAAGGUCUAA
Knipowitschia caucasica is the source of this 714-nucleotide messenger RNA. Lineage: Eukaryota; Metazoa; Chordata; Actinopteri; Gobiiformes; Gobiidae. The record is from the annotation of a GenBank genome assembly.